This is a messenger RNA of Aspergillus caelatus, 1201 nucleotides long. RefSeq names its product alpha/beta hydrolase. Gene Ontology annotation, molecular function: hydrolase activity. The coding region runs from base 50 to 1051 and encodes 333 amino acids. The transcript has 8 exons. The record is from RefSeq and is a predicted model, not a curated record. Lineage: Eukaryota; Fungi; Ascomycota; Eurotiomycetes; Eurotiales; Aspergillaceae.
CUUUACCUUUACCUUGAAUACACAAGCUGUUGCAAGAACUAUAGUAAACAUGUCUUCCGAAACAAAGGAACGAUCAUUGAGAUAUGCGCAUUAUUCUACCCCUGACCCUGACUUCGACAAGUACAAGGAUAUGCCCAGUCCUUUUGCCGAGAUGAAGACGCUAUCAGCCGUUGAUAUGCGUGCAAUCAUGGCCCAGGUUCCAGUGAUGUUCCCGUAUGACGAGGCUAUCACUGAAAGCGUCGAGAUUAGCCAUCGAACCAUGACGGCUCGAGAUGGUGCUGAGCUGGAACUUAGGAUCUACAAGAAUAGGGAUGUCGGCCAGAAAUCAACAUUGUUCUUUGUGGCGCAUGGUGGAGGUUGGGUUCUUGGCGACCACCAGGCUGAAGAGCCCAUGAACCGUUUAGUUGCGAAGAAGACCAACUCGGUUGUAGUUAGUGUCAAUUACCGUCUGGCCCCCGAAUACCAAUUUCCCUACGCUGUCAAUGACUGCUUCGAUGCCAUGCAAUGGUGUAGGCAAAAUGCAGAUACCCUUGGGAUCAACCCAAUGAAAAUCAUUGUUGGUGGAAGCAGUUCCGGGGGGAACAUUGCUGCUGUCUUAGCCUUGAAGGACAGAGACGAAGGCAUCGGGGCUGUUAUUGGCCAGGUCCUGAAUAUACCUGACAUAUGCCACCCAGCGCACUUCCCCAAGGAUAAAUAUGAAUAUAACAGCCCCGAGCAAAACAGGAAUGCGCCGGUUAUGCCGACUCAUGCGGCUCAUUGGUUUUGGGAGCAAUACUGCCCCACAGCUGGUGCGAAUCCCUAUGCCAGUCCUCUGUUGUCGCAUUCUCUCGAAGGGCUGCCACCAGCAUUGAUUCAAGUAGCCGGACAGGAUCCUAUUCGUGAUGAGGGUCUCGCUUAUUGCGAAGCUCUAGAAGAGGCGGGUGUUCCUGUACAAAGGAAAAUCUAUGCCGGCUUGCCCCAUGCUUUCCACCUUUUCCCUGACCUGAAAGCCACAACAGAAUUCUAUGAUACUAUCAUAGAAUGGAUUAGGACCCUUCAAGAUGGAAAAUAGGAGAGUUUAGCAAAGGUAAAUGUACGGUUAGAGGGCCGAACCUUUUCAGGCACCUCUUCCUUCGUCACUAUGUCGUAACUAUUCCCAGAUAGAUAUUUAUCCGCUUGGUUUUCACUAUACAAUCCAAACAAUAUAAAACUUGGAAUCUCC